AUGAGCGGCCUUCACCGUGAUGGACAUGUUGCUGUCGACGUAGCAAGUCCUGUUCCAGUCAACCAUGGGGUUGUUCCAAGAUGUAUUGAGAGACUAUUUGCCGAGCUUGAGCGCGAGAAUCGAGGCUCCGUUGGGACAUCUUUCGGCGUCUACUGCUCUUUCAUCGAGAUUUACAACGAGAAAAUAUUCGACAUUCUCUCACCAGAAGAAAUACCGGUGAACGGGAAUCAUUCACCGGAUGGUAAGGCUGCGGCAACAAAAGGGUCAACAUUGCAGCGAGUUCGCUGGAACAGCUCGGUCAGCGCGAAGGAUGCGAAAAGCCUCCAAAUCCGACAAAAGCUGGAUGGAUCAGUGUUUGUGGACGGCAUGACGUCGCGCAAUGUUACCAAUAAAGUAGAAUUACUGCAAGCGUUUCGAGAGGGCUCGCAACACCGAGAAGUCCGAGAUAACCUUUACAACCAAAUCAGCAGUCGAGGACACGCCGUGUUUCAAAUCACGCUUCGCAGGACCCUUGUUGAAGAUGGUUCCAGUAAGAUGAAUGCCAAGAAGACUCGUCUCUCGAGACUCUUUUUCGUGGAUCUAGCAGGGUCCGAGAAAUGGCACGUGAACGGAAGUGAUCUAACUGACAAGUAUGCAACCGAGCUAGCUUCAAUCAACAAGAGUUUAUCUGCGCUGACCAACUGCGUGAUGGCCCUCACGCAGAAAGAACGGUCUCACGUCCCGUAUCGAGACUCGGUUUUGACGCGCUUACUCCAACCUUGUCUACAGGGAGCAGGACGAACUGCAUUUAUCGUUACAAUCAGCCCAUCGAAAGCAUGUUUGGAGGAAUCUUUCGCCACCUUACGGUUUGCUGAGCGGCUCAAAGCUAUUCGUUGCCGUCCCGUUCGACGCAGCUUGUUCAGUAACGAAAUGCUGGGAGAGCAGCGACUAUACUACGAGCGUCAAAUUCAAGCCAUGCGUGUGGAGGUCAAUCGUUUGCGAGAACUGCUACGAAGGGCAAACCAGAGACCUAACGAAGCUGCUGGAAGCUCCUCGAAUGCCGCGUUAGUGGAAGAAAAUCGACGUCUUAAGGGGCUACUUCUGCAGACAGAGCGGUCACGUGGUGUUGAGAGAAAAACGGGUGAUCAACCGCGAGAUCAACUUACAACUCUUGAGAAUCAACUUCAAUCGAAGGAGGCUCGUCUCAACUGGAUGCUCGAGGCGGAGAUGGAAGCUCAAAACGCUGCGCGACCAACAGUUACUAGAUCCUGGGCUGUUGAAACAAGGCUGCGUCGGCAACUGGUAGCGAUUCCACCACCUUUACGCGAUAUGCAACCUGAUCCGGGGAGUAAAGCUCGAGGAGAAGCCCUGGUGAAGGCUUCAUCGAUUCUAAAAAUGGUCGGGUCUGGCUCAAGUAAUGCCUCUGGUAAAACUCGCGACGAGCUCAUCGAGGAGUACAAGCGUGCACGUCGUGUGGAACUGGAGGCGAUGAUGCGAACGAUGGUGCGAAAAUGA
Molecule: messenger RNA, 1494 nt
Organism: Phytophthora infestans T30-4
Lineage: Eukaryota; Oomycota; Peronosporomycetes; Peronosporales; Peronosporaceae
Product: kinesin-like protein
Exons: 10
Coding region: 1-1494 (497 amino acids)
Biological process (GO): microtubule-based movement; mitotic spindle organization
Molecular function (GO): ATP binding; microtubule motor activity; microtubule binding
Source: RefSeq, a predicted model, not a curated record